CCUACAAAUUAAUUCAUUCACACUUUGGAAAUCCCCUUGCCAACACACAUGUUUCGAAAUAGUCCCAUAUAAAUUGCAAUAAUUUUGACAAACAUCCUUUUUCCGUAUUAAGGCCAAGGAUCGUCAACAUUGUGAAACUUUGGCUUUUUUAGAAGGAAAUAAGGACAAAGCUGUUAUUCUUCUUCUUUGACGAAAAUCAUUCAUAAAUCAAAAUGUGUUGCGGACCAGCUGGCUGUUGUCCUAGCUGCGGACCCCCAUGUGGCUCGUGUUGCAAGAAUUGCUGCGUAGAAUUAUGCAAUGUGCCAUGUACUCCGGCAUAUUUGCAAUGUUCUUACGACUGUUGCAGCCUGCCUUGCUUUAGGCGAUGUUGCUAAAUUUUCUAGAAUAAGCCGCCAGCUUAACGGGAACAAGAAGUGAAGCUACAAAACAUAGAUCAAAGAAAAAAUAAAAAAAAAAAGAGCAAAAAUAA
Messenger RNA from Drosophila willistoni, 469 nucleotides. RefSeq names its product male-specific sperm protein Mst84Dd. The coding region runs from base 213 to 374 and encodes 53 amino acids. The transcript is spliced from 3 exons. Lineage: Eukaryota; Metazoa; Arthropoda; Insecta; Diptera; Drosophilidae. The record is from RefSeq and is a predicted model, not a curated record.